This is a messenger RNA of Oldenlandia corymbosa var. corymbosa, 3528 nucleotides long. NCBI's taxonomy places the organism in Eukaryota, Viridiplantae, Streptophyta, Magnoliopsida, Gentianales, Rubiaceae. The record is from the annotation of a GenBank genome assembly.
GUCGAGACUUUGAUUUUUGCUGGAGCCAUCCAAUUUUUUUUUUUUAAAAAAAAAACUCUGACAACUAACAUUUUUAAGAACAUUUUAGGGUGAAAUCAUACAGUGGUAUAGAGUUGGAGGAUGGCUCGCAUAAUUCAUUGAGGUGCUCCUGAAAGUGGCCGGGUAAUCGGGUGUUUAAAGAACCCGGAUUCUUAAAACCCCAAUCUAUAUAUUUCAGCAAUGGCGGGGGAACGAAUCUUCACGAGCACCUGACCUGAAGAAGAAAAUCCUUACAUCAAACAGAGAGAAACAAAAGAAAAAUGGAUUCAAAUGCUAUUGUAAUAGCAUCUUCAUCAUCAUCAGAACCCAUGGAUUUUGAAACUUUUCGAAGUCGAGUUGCGGAGCUCAGAGAUGUUCAUAGAAGUUGUACGGAAGAUUCCCAAAUCGACCCUUCAGAACUGGAAAAGCUCUGUAAUGACUACUCUCAUGAACUGGGGAGCAAGAUGGAUAAAAUGAUGUCUGAUACUUUGGAUAUUAACUCAUUAUCCAUGGAAGAUUUGGAGGAAUUCUCGGAGCAUUUGAAGAAAGAGCUGAAUGCAGCACAGAAUGAAAAUGCUAAAAUUGAGAAUGAAAUUGAGGAGCUUUCAAGGAGAUAUGAGGAAGACUCUGGAAAAUUUGAGUGUGAGCUUGAAGGUUUGAAUGGUUCCUUGGAUUUUAUCGAGCAGCAGGGCUUACAAACAAGAGAUGUUGGUUCUCAGGUGGAUUACUCUACACACGGCAAGGAUGAGGAUAAUAUGUUCAAGACAUGUGAAGGUUCUAACUUUAAGGUUCUAGAACUCAGUCAUCAGAUUGAGAAGAAUAAAGUUACUCUGAAGACCUUGCAAGAUCUUGAUCACAAAAUCAAAAGAUUCGAAGCCGUAGAAAAGAUUGAGGAUGCGUUUUCAGGUCUCAAAGUUGUAGAAUUUGAAGGGAACUUGUUGAGAUUGUCCUUAAAAACAUAUAUCCCUGCGGCAGAAAGCAUUUUGUGCCUGAAAAAGGUAGAAGAUCUCAUAGAACCAUCAGAAAAGUAUCACGAAUUGCUUAUAGAACUUCUUGAUGGGACCAUGGAGCUUUCAAGUGCGGAGAUUUUCCCCAAUGAUGUAUAUAUUGGUGAAAUUGUGGAUGUGGCAAAGUCUUUCAGACAGCUUUAUCCUACUUUGCUAGCAUUGGACAGCAGAUCUUCGUUAGAGUGGUUUGUCAGAAGAGUUCAAGAUCGAAUCAUCAUUAGCACGUUAAGGUGCUUUGCUGUAAAAUGCGCAAAUAAGUCAAGGUCAGCCGCAAGGAUUUUCCUCAUGCAUGCUUUGCAUAAGUUUUUAUGAAUGGGAAGUAUAAACUACAAUUUCAUAUAAUACAACGCUAUAUUUCUUUGUUUUCCUAUUUAACUUAUUGUAAUUCCUCUCAACAAGAUGGCUCUCUAAAACUAUCACGUGCCUCCAACAUCAAAAUCUUUACAAUCCCUUUCUUUUUCUCCAAUACCACUCUUGAAAAGAACUUUCAAUUUCUCCUUCGUGUUUAUUUUGCAUAUUAACUUCUGUUAUUCACAAACCAAUACUACUGUAAGAUAUCUUUCUUGGGCUCUCUUAAAUAUACAAUUCUAUGAUGAGCAUGAGGGGAUCCUUUUUCUUUUGGUUGAUAAUAACUAGAUUGGUUACACAGUUCAUGAAGGGAAAAAGUAGAAGAAAGGAAUUUGGCAGUCCCUGAGUUCAUUUGUUGUUCCAUGUUAAGUGGAACCUUUUCUAGAUGAGAAAGUCAUGAACUAAAUUACAAAUAUUUUCUUAAGAGAAUGUUAAUUUUAAUUUCUGCGUAAGGUUACUGCUGAGAAGGAAAAUAUAAGUUCAAAGACUCUUAGUAAGAAGAGACAAAGGUGCUGGUUUAUCGAAUUUUCUAGCAUUAAUGACAAGAAAGACUACAAAGAUCCAUGACUUUUUAUUGCACAUGUGCUGUUGUGAUUUUGAUACGAUUUUGCAAAAUGGUGUGACGGAAGUAUUUAAUAUUGCUUUUUUGUUGCAAUGGACUAAUGAUUACUUCAAGUGUUUGCAUCCAUGAGCUAAAACAGGCCUUUGAUGCUAAUCAACUGCAGUGAAAGUUAAAGAUGGCUAACAAACAUAUCGAAGCGUUAGUAAAUUAGAGAUAUUAUCUUGAAUGAAAAUUGCUUUCAUUUUUGUUAGUGCAAAUUUUCAUGUAUGCUCCAAAUAAACAUUUACAGUAUGGAUUUUCUGCAUUUUACAAUAUGGUUUUUUUAUAGUAUCUGUAUGAGCAUUACAGUUCUUUUUAACUAUUUCAAAGCAGACGGCGCUUUCUGCGUGCCACUUUCUCUGCAUGCCACUACAGCUUUAGGUUUCUUUGAGUGGUUCCUUAUGUAUGAUAAUUUGUUAGCAAUGCAGGCACUCAUUUGAAUACUUGGACAGAGAUGAGAUUAUAGUGGCUCAUAUGGUUGGUGGAAUUGAUGCUUUUAUUAAAAUUGCUCAAGGUUGGCCUAUAUCCAGUGUGGCUUUGAGUCUGCUGACCCUCAAGAGUUCAAGCAACUACUCCAAGGAAAUUUCUCUCAGUUUCCUUUGCAAAGUUGUGGUAAGUCGUGUUUCAGUUAUAUCUUUUUGAAUGUGUUAAACUUUUGCAAAUUCCGUCCUGGAAACUGUUUUGUUUGGUUUCUGCUCAUAUGUUCCAAGCAUCUCUUGGAAUCUUGACUGUUUUUGUUAGCUUAAGUUUUCGUCCAUAGUUUUAUAAUCAAAUCUAGUCAUGUUUAGCAGUUUGAGUUCUCAGUUGGUACCAGCUAAUUUACAUUACAGUUUACAUCUCUUCAUUAGUAGAUACCAAUUGCAGGAAAACAAUAGGGAUUCCUGCAGAUAUUUUACGUAUUCCAAAAUUGUGAAUGUCUUUUGGCCAUUUCUAGAUUAGUCUACCUACUAAAAUGGUUAGUGUAUUACCGCUCCUUCCCAUGAACAAAUGUAAUGAUCCUCGUGAUUACUACCCCCAUUGGCCAUUGGUAUUUUUGUGCUUGUAUAUCACUAUGGCAAGAUUUUUUCUUUACAGCAAUGGGCUAAAGGGAAAAAUCUUGUCAACAUUUGCAGCCAAACAAUGUUACUCUAGUACAUGUUUCAUCAUUUCUUCAUAAUAAACUGUUGAUCAGACUCCCUGUUGCUUUAAUAAGGAUAUGGCAAAUUCCAUAGAUGAACACCAAAGGCAGGACAUCUUGAGUUUCGCUGAUGGUAUUGAAGGAAUCCUCUUGCAACAAACGCGCUCAGAAGUUCAACCCGAUAGUACCAAUUAGAGUUCAUUUUUACACCGCGUGGUCUUGUUGUCUUGGUUUGGUGGUAAUGUUAUGAACUUUUACUUCACUGUUUUGCGAGGUAUCAAUGUUGUACGAAUUGUAAGUUAUACUAUCAUCCUUCUAAGAGCUAAUUUGAAUUAAUUUUACCCAAUUGUAAGUCACCUUUUCCCGAGACUAGUUUCUCUGUUUUAUUUCGUGUUCCAUUUGCGAAAAAAUGUGAUUAAUUUUUAACUGCUCUCGCC